AGCAGCGGAGCGGGGCGGGGCGGCAGGUGCGGGGAUGCGGGCGGAGCGCGGGUAGCAGAACCCCGCGUUCAGGGCGCCCCGUGUGGUGAGCGCGCGGCAUGUCUCAAGGGCCCCCGGCGGGCAGCGUCCUGCAGAGGAGUGUGGCAGCGCCUGGAAACCAGCCGCAGAGCCCUGAGGAUGAUGACAGGAAGGUUCGGAGGAGAGAGAAAAAUCGGGUUGCUGCUCAGAGAAGCCGGAAGAAGCAGACACAGAAAGCUGACAAGCUCCAUGAGGAGUAUGAGUGCCUGGAACAGGAGAAUGCCGGGCUGCGCAGGGAGAUUUCAAAGCUGAAGGAGGAGCUGCGACACCUGAGUGAGGCUCUCAAGGAGCACGAGAAGAUGUGCCCGCUGCUACUGUGCCAUAUGAACUUUGUGCAGGUUCGGCCAGACCCUGUGGCCAGCUGCCUGCCACGAUGACACCACAGCUCAUCCCUCUUUUGUCCAGCUCAGAACCUUGGUCUGCACACCCAAGAGUUUUAGUACACACCUGUGUCCAGGAGUACCUGUGGCUGUGCCCCUCCUAGGAGCUCUGGGGCCAGCCCGGGCUUAACAUGCACUCUGGGGCACCUGUCCUCACACCCUAGAGCAGUGGGUCCAGAAAGCAGCCCGUAAGAGCUGCCCGCAGGAGUCACUCCGCACCCACUUUGGCAGCUAGCUGGUCCUGUCCUUAGGCAGGACCUUCCCUCUAGAAUUUGGAUAAUAAAGAUAGUGACCC
Molecule: messenger RNA, 753 nt
Organism: Phodopus roborovskii (desert hamster)
Lineage: Eukaryota; Metazoa; Chordata; Mammalia; Rodentia; Cricetidae
Gene: Batf3
Product: basic leucine zipper ATF-like transcription factor 3
Exons: 3
Coding region: 99-455 (118 amino acids)
Biological process (GO): regulation of transcription by RNA polymerase II
Cellular component (GO): nucleus
Molecular function (GO): DNA-binding transcription factor activity, RNA polymerase II-specific; RNA polymerase II cis-regulatory region sequence-specific DNA binding
Source: RefSeq, a predicted model, not a curated record